GGGAAAUUGCGGAUGGAAUGGAAACCACUGCUGAACAAUGCAAAAAGAAAAUAAUAAGCCUCUUGGCUUCUUUCCGCCGGGAGAAAAAUAAAACAAAGCAGGGGACUACUACAGGAAAAGGAAGAGAUGAAGUUUAUUGCAGCAGAUGGUUUGCCUAUGAAGCGUUUAGGUUUUUAGAAGACAGAGAUUUGCCACGAAAAAGACUUGCUACGGAGCUGGAUGAUGUUAACGAAGCUGCCCUAUCUUCCGAACAAAUGGAACAAGAGGCGAUACCAGAGACACCUACGCUACCAUCUACCUCCAAAUCUACAAAGCGAUCAAAAACAAAACAAGAUAAUGUUUCCUCUCCAAUAAUGAGUGAUGCAUUUCAGAUUUUGAAGAAUGCUGCGAAAAAAAUGGACAAAGAGCCAACUCAACCCAGUGUAAUAGAUUUAUUUUUUAAUUUUGUUGCUGCAAAGGUUCAAAAAUACCCCCCUCCAAUACAUCAGACAAUUCAACAUGCCGUUUUUGACCUUAUUAUUAAAGCUGAUAGAGGAUUUCUUAAUCCGACUUCAAUUCAAUCUUACAAUGAUUCUCAACCUACUUCCUACAUACAGUCACAAGCUACCAAUCAUAUCAAUUCACAACCUACUUCUUCGAUGUAUUCCCAACCUACUUCACAUAAUCUAUAUUCUAAAUCUUCUGAAACUUAUUAUUCACAACCUCUGCAAGUAAUAACCGUUCCUUCAACUUCUGAACCAUCAUUGUCCAACCCAUCAUCGCUACAAUCACCUGUUUCGUCACUCACAUCAGAAAAUUAUGAAGAUUUUGUGUAACGUUUUUGAGUUCUAUUUUUUGUUUGUUAACUUAGUGGUGG
Molecule: messenger RNA, 856 nt
Organism: Acanthoscelides obtectus
Lineage: Eukaryota; Metazoa; Arthropoda; Insecta; Coleoptera; Chrysomelidae
Source: the annotation of a GenBank genome assembly